AUGUCAGCACCCCGGUUAUAUGAUCUGGUUGUUCUAGGUGCCACUGGAUACACAGGAAAACUUACGGCGGAAUUCAUCGCAACCAAUCUCCCAAUUGACCUCAAAUGGGCUAUUGCAGGCCGUUCCAGUAGUAAGCUCCAGGCUAUCGCAGCGGGUUGCAAGACCCUAAACCCCGAUAGGAUCCAGCCCGCUAUCGAGAUCUGCAAUUUGAAUGAUGAAGAAUCAAGUGUAUUAGCGAAGAAGACAACGCUUCUCAUUGCGGCAGUUGGCCCGUAUUCUCUUCACGGAGAACAUACCUUCAAAGCUUGUGCUGAAAAUGGUACCCAUUAUCUCGAUAUAACCGGUGAGGUCGUCUGGGUUACUCAUAUGAUCAAGAAAUAUGAAAGUAUAGCCCAAGCAAGCGGCAGUAUCAUGAUUCCACAAAUCGGUCUGGAUUCAGCUCCAGCGGAUAUGGUCACGUGGGCACUGGUGGACAUGAUCCGUAAGGAGUUCUCAGCGCCGACGAAAGAGGUCAUACUGUCUGUUAAAAUCAGCGGGAUGCCCUCCGGCGGCACUCUCAAUACCGUCUUCUCACUCAUGGAUGUCUAUAGCCUUAAGGAUAUCGUGGCGGCCCAUAAGCCUUAUGCACUAUCCCCCAUUCCAAGACCGAAGAUACAGGAUCCAGCUCCAUGGGCAACCAGAAUGUUUGGGGUUCGAACCGUCCCCGGACUUGGCAUCCUUACAACCUACUUCUUUGUCGCGGCCGACAAACCCCUUGUUGGCAGAAGCUGGGGAUUAUUGGGCGGCCCUGAUUUCUAUGGGCCCAAUUUUCACUUCAGCGAAUAUAUGAAGGUGGGGAACCACUUCGCCGCGGUGAUGGUGCAUUUUGGAUUGGUUUUCGGAUCAAUCUUGUUAUCUAUCCCGCUAUUCAGGAAGUUUAUGAAAGGCAUCGUCACUCAACCGGGAGAAGGAGCUUCAGAAGAGCAGUCGAGAAAUGAUAGGCUGGAGUAUAAGGCAAUUGGGAAUCCUGAUGUGCAAAGCUCCGAUUCACCAAAAGCAAUCUGCAAAGCAGCAUACAAGGGCUCUGCGUAUCAAUUCACUGCUGCCUGCAUUUCUUCAGCUGCAAUUUCGAUCCUUCGUGACGAGCAUAAACUUACAGGAGGCAUCUAUACACCUGCAUGUCUAGGACAGAAAUUUGUUGAUCGACUCGAAACUGCAGGAUUCAAGUUUGAAAAGACAAUAUCCGAGAGCUGA
Venustampulla echinocandica is the source of this 1233-nucleotide messenger RNA. RefSeq lists its product as uncharacterized. Gene Ontology annotation, cellular component: mitochondrion; plasma membrane; lipid droplet. Lineage: Eukaryota; Fungi; Ascomycota; Leotiomycetes; Helotiales; Pleuroascaceae. The transcript is spliced from 4 exons. The record is from RefSeq and is a predicted model, not a curated record. Bases 1 to 1233 code for a protein of 410 amino acids. Gene Ontology annotation, biological process: glycolipid biosynthetic process.